GACAAAGGAAGGCGUUGCGAUAAGGGGCGAUGGAUAUGGCUGGUGAAACCAGAGGCAGUCAUCCGUCACCCCUUUCUGACGGCUGAGAUGUAAUCCGUACUCCGAUCCGACGUCUCUCGAUGCGUGGGUCCCUUUCCCCUCGCUCCAUUCUCUCCGACACCCCAUCCAAGUGGCUCAAAAGGCCCCGUACCUUUCUUAUUCCUCUCGCCCACUCCAUCCCGUAGCCAAUCGAGAGAGUGAGAGACAUGGCCGCUUCAUCCUCCGUGAACGCCGCCCAAGCCAUCGUUGGCCUCGCCGUCUCUAGCCAUGGUUCCCACUCCGCCGACCGCGUCGCCGUCCCCGCCGGCGGAUUCGCCCUCAGCUCCCUCGCCGGCCGCUCCCUCACCUGCUCCCACUCCCCCCGUUUCCAGCAGCAGCGCCGGUGCCCGCGGCAGGCGUCACGCGCCGCGCGUCGCGCGGCGCCCGCCAGGGCCGCCGCGGUGGAGACCCUCGAGGCCGCCGCCACGGAGGCCCUCGUCGAGAAGUCCAUCAACACCAUCAGGUUCCUCGCCAUCGACGCCGUCGAGAAGGCCAACUCCGGCCACCCGGGCCUCCCCAUGGGGUGCGCGCCCAUGGGCCACAUCCUGUACGACGAGGUCAUGAGGUACAACCCCAAGAACCCCUACUGGUUCAACCGCGACCGCUUCGUCCUCUCCGCCGGCCAUGGCUGCAUGCUCCAGUACGCCUUGCUCCACCUUGCUGGCUACGACAGCGUCCAGAUGGAGGACAUCAAGCAAUUCCGGCAAUGGGGGAGCAGAACUCCCGGCCAUCCUGAGAAUUUCGAGACGCCCGGAGUUGAAGUCACCACCGGGCCACUUGGUCAAGGCGUAGCCAAUGCCGUAGGAUUGGCACUUGCUGAGAGACACCUUGCGGCCCGUUUCAAUAAGCCUGACAACGAGAUCGUCGACCAUUACACAUAUGUUAUACUCGGAGACGGUUGCCAAAUGGAGGGCAUCGCAAACGAAGCUUGUUCGAUCGCCGGACACUGGGGUCUCGGCAAACUCAUCGCCUUCUACGAUGACAACCACAUCUCCAUCGAUGGAGACACAGAGAUCGCGUUUACAGAAGAUGUGUCUGCUCGUUUCGACGCUCUCGGGUGGCAUACUAUCUGGGUGAAGAACGGUAACACAGGGUAUGAUGACAUUCGUGCCGCGAUCAUGGAAGCAAAGGCUGUCAAAGAUAAACCAACACUCAUCAAGGUCACCACUACCAUCGGAUAUGGAUCGCCCAACAAGGCGAACUCGUACAGUGUGCAUGGAAGUGCAUUGGGUGCCAAGGAAGUCGAUGCAACUCGACAGAAUCUUGGAUGGCCGUACGAGCCUUUCCAUGUGCCCGAGGAUAUCAAGAGUCACUGGAGCCGCCAUGUCGCUGAAGGUGCGUCCCUUGAAGCUGAGUGGAACGCCAAGUUUGCAGAGUACGAGAAGAAGUACAAGGAGGAUGCUGCAGAGCUGAAAGCCAUCGUAUCGGGAGAAUUGCCUGCCGGAUGGGAGAAAGCUCUUCCGACAUACACUCCUGAGAGUCCUGCCGAUGCUACCAGAAACUUGUCGCAACAGAACUUGAAUGCGCUUGCGAAAGUUCUACCUGGACUUCUCGGGGGUAGUGCAGAUCUCGCAUCCUCCAACAUGACAUUGCUCAAGAUGUUUGGGGACUUCCAGAAGGGCACGCCCGAGGAGCGUAAUGUUCGUUUUGGUGUUCGGGAGCACGGGAUGGGCGCCAUCUGCAACGGCAUCGCCCUCCACAGCCCCGGCCUUCUCCCCUACUGUGCGACCUUCUUUGUUUUCACGGACUACAUGAGAGCUGCCAUCAGGAUCUCAGCUUUGUGCGAGGCAGGAGUCAUCUAUGUGAUGACGCAUGAUUCCAUCGGUCUCGGGGAGGACGGUCCGACUCACCAGCCGAUCGAACACUUGAUAAGCUUCCGAGCCAUGCCGAACAUUCUAAUGCUCAGGCCUGCCGAUGGAAAUGAGACCGCCGGAGCAUACAAGGUCGCGGUGCUCAACAGGAAGAGGCCAUCGGUGCUCGCUCUCUCGCGGCAGAAGCUUCCUCAGCUUGCGGGAACAUCAAUCGAGGGAGUAGAGAAGGGAGGGUACAUCGUUUCAGAUAACUCCUCAGGUAACAAACCAGACCUGAUCUUGAUGGGCACCGGUUCGGAACUGGAAAUUGCAGCGAAGGCUGCCGACGAGCUGAGGAAGACGGGGAAAACGGUCCGAGUGGUAUCGCUCGUCUGCUGGGAGUUGUUCGAGGAGCAAUCAGAUGAAUACAAGGAGAGUGUGCUCCCCGCUGCGGUGACUGCUAAGAUCAGUAUCGAGGCAGGUGCCACGCUUGGAUGGGAGAAGUACGUCGGCGGCAAAGGGAAGGCCAUCGGGAUAGAUCGGUUUGGAGCGAGCGCUCCUGCGGGGAGAAUAUACAAGGAGUUCGGCAUAACGGCAGACAGUAUCAUUACCGCAGCCAAAUCGCUCUAAGGUUUGUGAUAAGCUUUUGUUCCAGCUUGCUCUUUCUCUUUCUUUCAUGAUUUGAGGAUGCUACAAAGAACGGAUUCAAAUCUGGGAUUUGGACUGUAAUAAAGUUUUCGUAUGUCCUUCAUCA
Molecule: messenger RNA, 2622 nt
Organism: Musa acuminata AAA Group (dessert banana)
Lineage: Eukaryota; Viridiplantae; Streptophyta; Magnoliopsida; Zingiberales; Musaceae
Product: transketolase, chloroplastic
Exons: 7
Coding region: 246-2498 (750 amino acids)
Biological process (GO): pentose-phosphate shunt
Cellular component (GO): cytosol
Molecular function (GO): transketolase activity
Source: RefSeq, a predicted model, not a curated record